AUGCUCAAGGAAUUUGUCGAUGCAAUCUAUCCUUUGGUACAUGAGUCGUUACGUAUCGAAUCUCUUCAGCAAAAGGUGAAAGUGAAAAAGAGGCUCACAAAAAGUGUUCUGUUAGAAAGAGUGAAAGUCCUGGAUGAUCACCAAACAGAUAACCUAUUAUGCAGAUCUAGACCAGUAGCUCCUGCAUCAGAUCUGCUGAAAGCUGCCAGAGCGAAGAAGUUGCUUCAAAAGAAGGCAAAAGUAAAGGAAGAAAAGAGAGCUGAGGCAAUGGCUGCUGGAGUUGACUGGCAAAGUGAUGAUUCAGGUGAUGAUCCUCCAGAAGAAAUACACCAAGAACCUCCCCUGCCAGAUCUUCUCAAGGAUAAAGAGAAUCAUGGCCUUAUAAUAGAUUUGUGCAAGUCACUGGCUUCCUUGCAUAGAUAUUGCGAAGCAUUGGAGAUUAUAAAUCUUGCUUUGAAAUCGACUCGCAACAUGUGUUCUAUUGCAGAGGAACUCCGGUCUCUUGGAGCUCAAAUUGCAUACAACACUCCGGAUCCUGAGCAUGGGGUUGACUGUGUAAAAUACAUUGCAGACCAGCAUCCAUACAGCAAUGCUGCCUGGAACUGCUAUUACAAAGUAAUUACCAGAUUAGAUGACUGGUAUGCGAGGCAUUAUAAGUUUCUACGUGGAAAGCGAGACAAACUCAAAGACUGUGCACCUCCGAGUAUCAUUUCUGGGCAUCAUUUUACUAAAAAGAGCCGUCAUCAAGAUGCUGCAAGAGAAUACCUUGAAGCUUAUAAAUUAUUGCCAGAGAAUCCCCUGAUUAAUCUGUGUGUUGGUACUGCCUUAAUCAACUUGGCCCUUGGACACAGACUUCAGAAUAGGCACCAGUGUGUUGCACAAGGCUUAGCAUUCCUCCACAAAAAUUUGCAGCUUUGUGAAUUCAGCCAAGAGGCUUUUUUCAACAUAGCCAGGGCGUACCAUCACGUCGGUCUUGUGACACUGGCAGCUUGGCACUAUGACAAAGUUCUUGCAAUGCAUGUGAAGGAUUACCCCAUCCCAAAACUUCCCCAUGAAAAGCCAGAGUCUGUUGAAAAUCGAUUACCGGGUUACUGUGACCUUCGCAGAGAAGCAGCUUUUAAUUUGCAUCUUAUAUACAAAAAGAGUGGAGCAGUUGAUCUCGCUCGACAGAUAAUCAUGUUCCUGAUCUCUGAUAUUGUGACUGAAGCGAAUGAGAGGGUGGCCUCCUACUCCCUAGUCUGGUUCUCUUGA
Molecule: messenger RNA, 1251 nt
Organism: Prunus armeniaca (apricot)
Lineage: Eukaryota; Viridiplantae; Streptophyta; Magnoliopsida; Rosales; Rosaceae
Source: the annotation of a GenBank genome assembly